This is a messenger RNA of Adineta steineri, 1695 nucleotides long. Lineage: Eukaryota; Metazoa; Rotifera; Eurotatoria; Adinetida; Adinetidae. The record is from the annotation of a GenBank genome assembly.
AUGAGAAAUUUGCCACCUUGCUCAUCUUUAUUGUUACGAAUUCAUCAUCAACGUCUUGAAGAUGCUCGAAAUAAACAUUUAAAAAAUAUUAAAAAGCAUAUUAUUAAUUUAUUUAUUUAUUUUCUGCUUUUAUUAAUAUUUCAAUGUCAUAAUCGAAUAUAUAAUUCAUUGAAAGGUCCAUUUCCAAUGAAUUUAAAACAAUUUCAUGAUCACUUAGAAACAAAUUAUAAUUUAUUUGGUUAUAAAUCCUUAUUCUCAUUUCAUUGGUUUCGAUUUCAACUUGAUUAUAUUCAACUUGAUUUAGGUGAAAAUAAAAUUGAUGAAAAUAACAAAAAUUCAUUACGAGUAUUCUAUGGUCAUCAUUCACAUGGACAAUUAUUAUACAAAUUCCAUCAUGUUAUAGAACCAUCUAUUGAUACAUCAUCAAUGCAAUUAUAUAUUAAGUUUAAUGCAUAUGAACAAUCUGAUUUAGGAAAAGUUUAUUCAUAUGAUUUUCAAUCAUUUAGUAUUAAAACAUUACGAUGUAUUGUUAGAGAAUUAACUAUUUCUCCAACAGUAUAUAUGAAAUGGUUUGAAAAAUCUUUAUAUGUUGAAAAAAUAAAAGAAAUGUAUAAUGAAAAAGCAAUAUUUUUCAACAAGAAUGUGAUCUCAAAAUGUGGUAUUUUGAUUGGAUAUCUUUAUCAACCUAGAAAUGAAUAUGUUUGUCUAAGUAAUUCAUUUAAUUAUCGUCAAUUUAAUGACAAUGUUAGAAUAUUUGAUACUUCAAGUUCUUACAUCCCUUAUAUAUCGUAUAUUUUCGUUAGUUUAUUUAUUUAUUUUCUUUAUAAAACUAUUCAACAUAUUAGUUGUAAUGUCAACCAAUUAAUUCAUACAUCAUUUCCAUUAGUAGAUGAUCUUAUUCGAAAACAAUUAAUACAAUCAAAUAUAAAUUCUUUGGAAGGAUUGGACGAAUUAUUAUCAAAUACACCUAAUAUAAAUAAUUAUCAUAAUCGAUUGUUUAUUUUACAGAACAAUUAUCUAGUUAUAUUAGAAGCAGAUUUACAGGAAACGAAUCAAGUAAUUCUUCAACAAUUUUAUGAAAAUCCUCCGUUGAUUAUUAUAUCUAUCGAUAAUAUUCGUUAUAUUAAAUCUGAUUGUGUCAUAUUAAUAGAUUGUCAUCAAUCUUAUAUUGAUUUUACAAAACAACAAUUUAAAAAUCAUUUCAAUUUAACAAACUGGUUGCAUGAACGAUUGAUGGAUCUAAGUGAUCGAUAUCGAUAUGAUUGGGAACAAGAAGAAGCUCAACGCAUACAGGAGGAACAGUACAGACAUUUACUUGAAACUUUAAGUAAUGAAGAAGCUGAGUAUCAAUCACGUCACUAUCGUAACGAUAUAAAUCGAAUAUUAUAUCAAGUUACAUCAGCAUCGCCUCGUUUUAUUGCACAAUUUCGUUUAAAUAAUCGAUUAUUAGUCGAUGAUGCUCUGCUUGAUACAACUUGUACUAUUUGCCUUGAAAAUUUUCAGUUGAAUGAAUUUUAUGCUGAAUGGCCUUGUCCAGGUCGUCAUGUCUUUCAUUUCAAUUGUAUGUUAAAGGUCUUACGAGAAAGAAAUACAUGUCCAUUAUGUCGAUCUCCGGUUGAAGCAGCUGCCUUACAUGAUAGAGAUCUUUUCUUUCGACUUAUUGUUAAUAGAAUAACACCAAAUGUAUUUACUUAA